AUGUUCGAUUGCUGUGUGGUUGUUCCUCUAAUCUCCAAGAUGAAUCAAUUGAACUCUCAAAGUACAAAGAAACUUUCUCAAGGCGUAUGGCUAUGGCAGGUCUCAAACCCCAUCAUCAUAUUGCUGUGGGUGUCUCCUGGUGGUCCUGACAGCAUGGCGUUAUGUUUACUAGCUGCUGAUUGGAAAACUCAUGGACUGAAUGCUGCUUUAAGGCAAAACAAAGAUGUUAUUGAUGGAUUAUUGGCAAUAAUAGUUGACCAUGGAUUAUGUCCUGAAAGCAACGAAGCAGAAACAGUUCAACAUCGAAUCCUAAAUAUGAGAAUCAGAUGUGAGAUUGCCCAUUGCAAAUGGCCAGAUGGUAGGCCAAAACUCAGCCAUUUGCAAGAAGCAGCUCGUGAUAUGAGAUAUGAAAAGUUACAGAAUAUUUGCAUUCAACACCAGAUAGGGGCGGAAUUAUUUAUUCUUAGGCUAUCUCGCAAUAGUGGUGUUCUUGGAUUAGCUGGCAUGGCAUUGGCCACUCAGUUAUUUGCUACACAUCAGAGUCUUGAUGAUGGAAUUUCAAACAGCAUUCUACUUGUUCGCCCACUUUUGGAUUUCUCAAAACAAGAUUUGUAUAAGAUAUGUGAAGAGGGUAAACAACAGUGGGUGGAAGAUCCCACAAAUCAAAAUACAAUAUUUGCACGCAAUAGGAUCCGAAUGUCAUUGGGAAACUUAUCAUCAUGUAUAUUUAAAUCAGAGUUGCAAGCGGUUAUAUCCGCGUGUCGAAUGACUCGUGUCUAUGUUGACCAAAUUUGUUGCAGUUUGAUGAAUCAAUCUGUGACUGUUAUGCCAGAAGGAUACGCCAUUAUUGAUUUAAGUAUUCUAAAUCCAUCAAAAGUGCUUGAUAUUUGUCUAUCCAAGUUUGUGACACUCCUCUUACAGUUCAUAUCACAAAGGCAAAGACCAGUUCGUGGGAAUGCACAAAAGUUACUAUUGGAUUAA
This is a messenger RNA of Lactuca virosa, 981 nucleotides long. Lineage: Eukaryota; Viridiplantae; Streptophyta; Magnoliopsida; Asterales; Asteraceae. The record is from the annotation of a GenBank genome assembly.